Molecule: messenger RNA, 2332 nt
Organism: Psammomys obesus (fat sand rat)
Lineage: Eukaryota; Metazoa; Chordata; Mammalia; Rodentia; Muridae
Gene: Cfap99
Product: cilia and flagella associated protein 99
Exons: 16
Coding region: 69-2006 (645 amino acids)
Source: RefSeq, a predicted model, not a curated record
AGGAGCUUGAAGCAGCUGCCCAUAUCACAUCCACCAUUAAGAAACACAGAAGGGACUCUGCUCCAAAGAUGACCUACUAUGGAAAAUGCAUUGAGACAGUAAUAGAGCACCUUGACAAAUUUAAGCGAGGGAAGGACAGUCCUGAGCAGUUCCUGGAGACGGUAUCCACCUCCUUACAGCAGGUAGGCCCCCAGAAGCUUGCCUUUGUUUUGGAUAUUCUGUCUGGCUGCCUUGAGUACCAGAAGUUACUGGCCAUCGUGGUGGAUGCCUUCUAUGUUCGGGAUGGCCGGCUCUGCCUGUGGGCCGACUACAGCCUCUUUGAGGUGAUCUGCUACCUGGCCAUGUUCCAGCUGGACGAGCUGGGCUUCCAGCUCUUCUGCAGCAUCAUCAAGUCCCAGCCUGUGGCUAAGACUUGCAAGUUCCUCAGGUUCUUCUUUAACCCUUUGAACCUGUGCUCGUGGAUCAAGGACGAGUGGAGCCUCAUCUAUGAAACAAGCCACGUGAAGGAGAACUGGAUUGACCCUCUGAUGAGAUGGCAGCCAGAGGUCCAAGAGCUGAUCAACCAACUGGAGGGAGUGCCAACUGAUCAAUCUCUCUUGAAGACCAAGGCCAAGGCCACAGAGCACAAGGAAUUCAAACUGACUGUCCCAAAGCCCCGUGCCAUUCCAAUGCCUGAGGCUGUCCCUACUAUACCCAAGCCAAGACCUGUCCCUCAGAGUACCUACCAGGAGCCCAAGGAACAGCAGCUUCUGCAGAUGAUCAAGAGAUACAACCGUCGGACUGCUGAGGAGCUGCUGCUGAAAGCGAACAUGAAAGAGCUUCGGUGUGCCAUGCCUCGGUCGCGCAGGGAUCCACAAGCACAGGACUCCAAGAAGAAGCAGCAACAUCAAUCUGCCCCCCGCAUACGCAGGACUCCAAAGUUGACCUUCUACAAGCCUAACAAUGUCCCGGUCAAGCUGAACACAGCCACCAUCCUUCGAGAAGGGGCCUUGUACCAGCGGCAGGUGGAGAAGGAGCUGGAGAGAGUUGAUAAGCUUGUGGACGGGGCUGGGGACUUCUCUGAAUUCCUCGAGUGGCAGAAGAAGAUGCAGGCAAAGGACCUGGAGGAACAGCUGGCUGCAAGCGAGUGCCGGAGGCUGCAGGGGAAGCUGAGCCAUGAGGAGGCCAUCUUGGCUCGUCGUAACCUCAUGCAGGAAAACAAGCAGAAGGCUGACCAGAAGAAGGAAGAGACAGCUGAGUUAAUGCUGCAGUGUGCUGAGCGGCGCCAGCAACAGGAGAAGUUCGUGAAAGAGCUGGUGGAGCAGGUCAUAGAGACCCAGAAGAAUGUCAAGGUGGCCCAGAUGAAGCUUGUGAAAGGCCGGCAGCAGAUAGUUCAGGAGGUGAUAGAGGAGAGCCGGGCGUUGCGACAGCGUAGCACAGAGGCAGCCAAAGAGGAGCAGAAGCAGCGCUGUGAGCUCAUCGCCCAGCUGCGUGCGAUGGAGACACAACCCACACGCAAAGAGAAGCUAGUGGACCUUACCCAGAUUCCGGGAUACGGUCUGGAAGGCGAGAUGUCUGUUGUGGAGCUUAGAGAACGGCUGGGCCUGCUCAAAGAGACCCAGAAACGAGACCAGGAGGAGAAGCGGGAUCAUAUUAUCCAGGACAAGCGAGCCCGGAAUAAAAAGCUACAGAACACAGUGGAGCAGAUCUCACUGUGCCGCGCAGCCAUGGGUAGAACUGCAGCCUUGAGGUGGGAGGAAAAGAAGGCCCAGGCCGCAAGUCUGGGGACACCCUCUCAGGAUGAGCGCGUGCUGGAGCUGCGGCGCAGAAUGGAGGAGAGGGCAGCUGAGCGCCGUAGGCAGAGAGCACAAGUGUCACCACCCCGGGCUGUGCGUGCCCAGCAGCGGGACGAGAUGGAGCACUGGCUGGAGCUGGACCAGAGUCGCGAGCGCAGACUUCGCAGACUGCGGGCAAGGCAAGAGGCAGGCGGCACCUGCCGGCCAACCCAACACCUGAAGACUGCUUGAACUCGCCAGGGCCCCACGCCAACACCGCGUGUGGCCGCCCACUUGGGCCCCGCCCCUGCCCCUCCGACAGCAUCUCUCUUCCUGCACCCCUGCCAUGAGUUCAGCCCAGACUCCCCAGCUCCAGUUUGCCUCCCCGCCUUUUUUCAUGGUUGCCCCGGAAAAGACGAGAUGUGGUGGCGCAGGAGAAACGCUAAACAACCAUCUACUUUUCCUCUGGACUGCAACCCAUGUUUUUAAAUGCUAAACCCGGUCUUUCCCUGUUGUCUGAGCCCCUAGGUGGACGACUGGGUGCCUCCUUGACGCAGAGCCAGUGGAUCUGCCUGGGA